Molecule: messenger RNA, 990 nt
Organism: Anisakis simplex (herring worm)
Lineage: Eukaryota; Metazoa; Nematoda; Chromadorea; Rhabditida; Anisakidae
Source: the annotation of a GenBank genome assembly
AUGGAAAAGGAUGUUGUAGUGAGGCAAAAUGAAGAGAGAUUGCAUGCGUUACACUUGUUGCUUUGCAUUCAAUUUGUCGGUACCAUUUGGGGUAAUCAUGUUUUCGAUUAUGGCAAUCUAGAGGAUUUAUACGGUGAUCAUGAUCUGUUCAUGGGUGAGGAUGCUCUUGGUGAUGUUGAUCAACUGCUCGAACGAAACGAAAAGAUGAGUUUGGAAACUUUUCACAAAUUUCAGGCCUUCAUUUUGCCGGUUUCGAAGCCACUCGGGCAAGUGACUGGAAUUGGGAUCGAUUCAAAUAAUCAUUUGAUCGCCUUUCAUCGGGCUGAUCGUACGUGGGAUGAAGAAUCAUUCGACAAAGAAAAUCGAUUCAAUAGAAGUCUGAAGGCGAUAAAAAACUUUACAAUUGCUGUGAUUGAUCCUGAAUCUGGGAAGGUCCUGCAGGAAUCCGGUGACAACAUGUUCUUCUUGCCGCACGGAUUGACUGUCGAUAGCGACGACAAUAUUUGGCUUACGGAUGUCGCUUUACAUCAGGUGUUCAAACUGGACAAGAAUUUCAAAACUCAACUGAUAUUGGGUGAACAUUUAAAGCCUGGUAAUGAUAACCGACACUUCUGUAAGCCAACUGAUAUCGCAGUCGCUAAAAAUGGACAUUUCUUCGUAGCGGAUGGCUACUGCAACAGUCGUAUCAUGAAAUUUGACAAGAAUGGCAAAUUUCUGACGAGUUUUGGAUCCGAGAACAGUGGAAUUUUACCGGAAGAUGGUGAAUUUUGGAUACCGCAUUCGCUGGCUUUAAUUGAAGAUAUGAACUUGAUUUGUGUUGCGGAUCGUGAAAAUGAACGCAUUCAAUGCUUCAGUGCGGGUUUAGUCGAGGAUAACAGGAACAUACCAACGGGAAUAUUCAUCACGAAAGCGGAGAACAUUGGACGAGUUUUUGCGAUUCGUGAAAAACGUAUUUUCUUUUUCUUUUUUUAUGUUGAAAAAAUUGUUUAA